Messenger RNA from Lampris incognitus (smalleye Pacific opah), 2392 nucleotides. RefSeq names its product phospholipase C, delta 3b (gene plcd3b). The coding region runs from base 17 to 2392 and encodes 791 amino acids. NCBI's taxonomy places the organism in Eukaryota, Metazoa, Chordata, Actinopteri, Lampriformes, Lampridae. Gene Ontology annotation, biological process: lipid metabolic process; intracellular signal transduction. The record is from RefSeq and is a predicted model, not a curated record. The transcript is spliced from 16 exons. Gene Ontology annotation, molecular function: phosphatidylinositol-4,5-bisphosphate phospholipase C activity; calcium ion binding.
UCAGUUUCCUUGCAUUAUGUUGGGCAGCGGGAAGAGAGCAGCAGCCCCCAUGAAGAAUGGAGCCGGGACCUCCGAAUCAAAGUGUAUAGACCCUUUGCUAAAUUUGGGUGUGCAGGAUGAUGAAGAUGUGAAGCUGAUGUUGCAGGGCUCCAACAUGGUGAAGGUACGGUCGCCUCGCUGGCAGAAGAGACGAACAUUGAGGCUGAUGGAGGACGGCGUCACUGUCUGGUGUCAGUCCCACAAAACCUCCAGCCGUGCCAAGGAGCAGCAGUCCUUCUCAAUAACAGAGGUGGAGUGUGUGCGGGAGGGCUGCCAGUCAGAGAUGCUGCGUCGUGUUGCCGACUCAGUGCCUGAGAGCCAAUGUCUGACGGUGGUCUUCAAGGGCCCGCGCAAGAGCCUGGACCUCCUCUGCCAGAGCAAGGAGGAGGCGCAGCGCUGGGCACGGGGCAUACGCACCGUCCAGGAGAGGGUGGAGAACAUGACCCAAAAGGAGAAACUUGAUCACUGGAUUCAUGCCUAUCUGAGACGGGCCGACCAGAACCAUGAUGGUAAGAUGAGUUAUGAAGAAGUGCAGACGCUGCUGCAAAUGAUUAACAUCAACCUAAGUGAACAGUAUGCGCGCAGCCUCUUUCAGAAGUGUGACCGGUCAGCAGACGGUCGUCUUGACCAUGGGGAAAUUGAGGUAUUCUGUAGGGAGCUGUUGCGGAGACCAGAGUUGGAUGCUGUAUUUGCACGCUACUCUGCCAAUGGGUGCGUGUUGUCCACUGUGGACCUGAAGGCCUUCCUAAAGGACCAGGGGGAGGACACCUCACUGAUCCAUGCACAAAGCCUCAUACUCACCUAUGAACUCAACGAGUGGGCCCAGAAGAACCAGUUCAUGACACCUAAUGGUUUUACCAUGUACAUGCUGUCCAAGGAGAACUGUGUGUUUGACCCUGAACACAGCAGGGUAUACCAGGACAUGAACCGCCCGCUGGCCCACUACUUCAUCUCCUCUUCACACAACACCUACCUCACCAAGGACCAGCUUACUGGGGACAGCAGCACAGAGCCUUAUAUCAGAGCUCUGAACCACGGGUGUCGCUGUGUGGAGCUGGAUUGCUGGGAUGGAGACAGAGGAGAGCCGGUCAUCUACCACGGACACACACUGACCUCCAAAGUGCCCUUUGUUGAAGUCAUCGAGGCCAUAAAUGAGUAUGCCUUCAAGGUGUCUAGCUACCCAGUGAUCUUGUCUCUUGAGAACCACUGCUCUGUGGAGCAGCAGGCGGUUAUGGCCCGACACUUGCGCUCCAUCCUGGGCAACAAGCUCCUCACCAAACCCCUCAGCAGUCUGGACCCCAACUGUCUGCCCUCCCCAGAGGCGCUGAAGGGGAAGAUCCUGGUGAAAGGGAAGAAGGAGCGUGUAGUAGAGGAGAGCUCCUCCAGCUCCUCAGAUGCCAGCUCCUCAGAUGACGAGGGCAAACUUCAGAGUGCCAGAGAGGAGAAGAAGCCCAGUGUUAUAAAGCUGAGUCCAGAGCUGUCAGAGCUGGUGGUGUACACCCGCAGUGUUCCUUUCAAAGGCUUUGAGCAAGCAGCCAAGAAGUCAGCCAUCAACAUAUCCUCCUUCUCUGAGAGUGAGGCCCUCAGAUAUGUUAAAGAAACAGGGAGGUAUUUUGUGCGCCACAAUAGCCACCAGAUGAGUAGGAUCUACCCCUCAGGCCAACGCCUCCAGUCAUCCAACUACAACCCUCAGGAGAUGUGGAACGGAGGCUGUCAGAUCGUGGCGUUGAACUUCCAGACGCCCGGUGAGCAGAUGGACCUGAAUCAUGGGAGGUUCCUGCAAAACGGACAGUGUGGUUACAUCCUUAAGCCUCCUUUUAUGUGCAUGCCCGACAUCAACUUCAACCCUGAGAAUGUCGGUGGAGGCCCGGGUCACAGGCCGGUCCUGCUCACCAUUAAGGUGAUUUCAGCUCAGCAGCUGCCAAAGCCCGAAUGGGACAAACCCAGCUCUAUUGUGGAUCCUCUGGUGUGGGUAGAGACCCAUGGUGUCCCUAUAGACAACAACAAGAAGAAGACCCACCGCAUCGACAACAAUGGCUUUAACCCACAGUGGGACUGCACCUUUAACUUCACCGUCCAUGUCCCUGACCUGGCCCUGGUGCGUUUCUUGGUCGAGGACCACGACUACACUUCCAGGAAUGACUUCUUAGGGCAGUUCACCCUGCCUUUCACAAGUCUACGCACAGGUUACCGUCAUGUCCGUCUUCGUAAGCUCGACGGCUCUAGCCUGUCUCCUGCCUCUCUCUUCAUCCACGUCAAGGUCACCCUCUGUCAGAGUAGCCCCUCCAAGACCCCUACCCCCAGCAGUUUUCCUGUCAAGUCACCAGCAAAGUCCCCUUCCAAGAGACUUUGA